Molecule: messenger RNA, 3008 nt
Organism: Prunus mume (Japanese apricot)
Lineage: Eukaryota; Viridiplantae; Streptophyta; Magnoliopsida; Rosales; Rosaceae
Biological process (GO): carbohydrate metabolic process
Molecular function (GO): carbohydrate binding; hydrolase activity, hydrolyzing O-glycosyl compounds
Source: RefSeq, a predicted model, not a curated record
GAAAUUCAAUUUGGACAUGUUGUAGUUUGGUCAGUUUGGACACAUUUUUUGUUGGCAUGUCCAUGAAAUCAAAACUUGUACAAGUCAAUGGCUACCCUUCUCAAUUCUCAUCCUCGACUAAAACUGUCUGCAAACGUUAAAGUAGAGGUCUUUUCUUUCGUUUGUGCAUCUAUGAAUGAUCACCUCCAAAAAAACUAGCUCAUGGAAAAAUUUCCAUUUUGCAUUCUAUACCAGUAAGUUAACAAAAUAUACAUAGGAAUUUAAGAUUGCAUUUGCAUGCACCAUCACCUCUUUCUUGAUUUCUUUAAUCCCAAAUGACAACCCUCAAAAUCACCAAAAAACACCACAAACAUUUCAACAAUCCUUUUCCUUCCACACCUGCAUCUCUCCCUCUCAUCCAAGGGAACCUCUUGUUCAAUUCCCAAACAGUCCCUUCACACCAGCAUUUCUCAAUUGGCACUGAUUUUCAGCUCUCUUGGAGCUCCAACAAUGGUGGGUCUCUCUCAAUUUAUCACCAAUCGCAGCCCAAAAGAGCCAUUUGGUCCACCAUUCCAGGACAAGCUUUUGUUUCCGCAGCAUUGGCAGAAACAGAGGUGGAGGAAAGCAGGGGUUCCUUUGUUGUGAAGGACAGAAAGCUUCAUUUGGUUUGCCAUCACCAAACCAUUCAGGAUAUAAGGGUGAUCGAUCAGUUUGAUCACUCUCUAGAGGCUCAAGAUCAAGAUUCUCCAUCUGGGUUUUUGGAUUUGGACCAGAAAACAGAUUCUAAAGGUACCCAAUUCCCUAUGGUGCUUGUAACUGGCUGGGUUUUCAACAUGAGAAGGAAGAAGAAGCAUUCUCAGAAAUAUGGAACUCUUGAAAAUGCACAAUUUGAGGGAAAGGGACCUUCUACUUGUGCAAGGUAUUGGGUUUUGUUUGAGCAGAAAAACAAUAAUCAAAUUGGAUUCCAAGUGAAGCUUGGGCAACCCAACUUUGAAUUCCGCACAAAAGCUUCUCCAGCUGCUUCAGGAAGAUACAAGGGUUUUAGGAGAAGGCUGGGACAGUUCCAGAAACGCAGGCUUAGGUGGUUUUGGUCCUCUGCAAGGCCAAGAGGGUUUGCGUUUGUUUCCUCAUCAGAGGAAGAGUUAGAGGAACUGAAGGCUGAAGAAUUCAAAGAAUUCAACAGGGUUUGCUUGACAUAUUCAAGUGAAGAAAAUGAGAGAUUUUAUGGUUUUGGGGAGCAAUUCUCUCACAUGGAUUUUAAAGGAAAAAGGGUACCCAUAUUGGUUCAGGAACAAGGUAUUGGGAGAGGGGAUCAACCUAUUACCUUUGCGGCUAACUUGAUCAGCUACAGGGCUGGGGGCGAUUGGAGUACGACCUACGCUCCUUCUCCAUUCUAUAUGACUUCAAAGAUGAGGUCUCUUUACCUCGAAGGAUAUGAUUAUUCCAUAUUUGAUCUAACAAAGCAAGAUAGAGUUCAGAUACAGAUACAUGGAAAUUCAGUUGAAGGGCGGAUAUUGCAUGGAACUUCACCAUCUGAGCUCAUUGAGUGUUUCACUGAGACCAUUGGGAGACCUCCUAAACUUCCUGACUGGAUUAUUUCUGGAGCUGUUGUUGGCAUGCAGGGUGGCACAGAAUCUGUACGCCAUAUUUGGAAUGAGCUCAAGACUUACAAUGCUCCUAUUUCAGCAUUUUGGUUGCAGGAUUGGGUAGGCCAGAGAGAGACAUUGGUUGGUUCACAACUGUGGUGGAAUUGGGAAGUAGAUUCAAUAAGGUAUACAGGAUGGCAACAACUAAUUAAAGAUCUUAGUGUCCAGCAUAUCAAAGUGAUGACGUACUGCAACCCAUGUCUAGCUCCGUGUCAUGAGAAGCCAAAUAGAAGAAGAAACCUCUUUGAGGAAGCAAAGAAGUUGGACAUUUUAGUGAAAGACAAGCUUGGAGAGCCAUACAUGGUUCCAAAUACAGCUUUUGAUGUAGGAAUGUUGGACUUGACACAUCCAGAUACUGCAAGUUGGUUCAAGCAGAUUCUUCAGGAAAUGGUGGAUGAUGGAGUCAGAGGAUGGAUGGCUGAUUUUGGUGAAGGCCUGCCUGUGGAUGCCACCCUCUAUUCAGGUGAAGAUCCUAUUUCAGCCCACAACAAAUACCCAGAGCUGUGGGCUCAAAUAAACAGAGAGUUUGUAGACGAAUGGAAAGCUAACCGCGUGGGUAAGGAGGAAGAAGACCCAGAGGAGGCCUUGGUAUUUUUUAUGAGGGCUGGUUUCAGAAAUAGUCCCAAAUGGGGGAUGCUAUUUUGGGAAGGAGACCAAAUGGUAAGUUGGCAGACUCAUGAUGGAAUAAAGAGUGCUGUUGUUGGUCUACUCAGCAGUGGAAUUUCUGGGUUUGCUUUUAAUCACAGUGAUAUUGGAGGGUACUGUGCUGUAAACUUACCGUUUAUUAAUUACCGAAGAAGUGAAGAGUUGCUUUUUCGAUGGAUGGAGAUAAAUGCGUUCACAACUGUUUUCCGGACACAUGAAGGAAACAAACCAUCUUGCAACAGCCAAUUCUACUCCAAUGACCGGACUCUAUCCCAUUUUGCACGCUUUGCUAAAAUCUAUAAAGCUUGGAAAUUCUACAGAGUCCAGCUUGUUCAGGAAGCCGCUCAAAAAGGUAUUCCUGUAUGCCGCCACCUAUUUCUGCAUUACCCAGAUGAUGAACAUGUGCACAGUUUGAGCUACCACCAGUUUUUGGUCGGUACUGAGAUUCUAGUGGUGCCCGUCCUAGACAAGGGCAAAAAUAACGUCAAGGCCUAUUUUCCAACAGGAGAAAGUUGUACUUGGCAACAUAUAUGGACUGGAAAACAUUUCAGAAAGCAGGGUGUUGAAGCCACAGUAGAAGCUCCAAUUGGCUGUCCUGCUGUAUUUGUUAAGACUGGCUCCAUUGUUGGAGAGACUUUUUUGAAAAAUCUUAUAGAUUUGAAGGUUCUUUAAGAAAGCAGUCCUCAAAGAGGUUUCAUUUCCCAAGGCACUUUUUAAUUCUAUGCAUCACAUUCUCCA